Molecule: messenger RNA, 1318 nt
Organism: Cuscuta campestris
Lineage: Eukaryota; Viridiplantae; Streptophyta; Magnoliopsida; Solanales; Convolvulaceae
Source: the annotation of a GenBank genome assembly
AUGGAGGAAGGUGCUAAUGUCCAAUGACCACCAAUGUUAGGCAGACCAAACUAUAAUUUCUGGAAGGGGCGCAUGAGAGCUUUUUUAAAGUCUCGAGGUGGCAGAGUAUGGAUAAGCAUUGAAACCGGGUGGGCAGAACCCACUGAGACCAACGCAGAAGGAGAAAAGGUGGCUAAAACAUUUGAAAAAUACACAAAGGAAGAAGCAUACCUGGCUGAAUGCAAUGACAGAGCCCUUAAUGCACUAUUUGGGGCAGUUGACAGUACACAGUACCAACUUAUUUUGAACUGCACUGAAGCAAAAAAGGCUUGGGGGAUCUUUGAAACUACUCACGAAGGAGAUGAACGAGUAAAAACUGCCAAGCUAAAGAUUCUCAUGACCAAAUAUGAGAAUCUGCACAUGGAUGAUAAAGAAAAAAUAGCAGAAUUUCAUGGAAGAGUGAGAGAACUUGCAAAUGAGGCUGAAAAUCUGAAAAGGCCCUUUACUGAAGAUAGCCUAGUGUUGAAGGUACUGAGAGCAUUGCCAGAGCGUUACGCAAUGGAUGCCAAAGCAAUUCGCCAAGCACAUGACAUAAAGAAUAUGACACUGGAUCAACUUAUGGGAAAUCUUGAGACCAUUGAGCUCCAAAUGAACGAAGAAAUUAAACAAAAGAAGAGUGUCAAACAAAUUGCAUUUCACAGCCAUGCUACCGAAGAGGAGGAUGAUGAUGAGAUUCCGUUAGAUGGGGAUUCUCGGGAGCAAUUUUCUCUCAUCACCGAGCAGUUCAAGAAGCAAUGGAUGCAAAAGAAAGGAAGAACAAAUUAUCAAGCUGAAUCCUCAAAGGGAAUUCAAUUUAAGAAUCCAAGGCCAAAGGAGAGACCAACUUGUGACACUUCAAGAAAAGUGGACAAAUUGGUUCUUGUAAACAAGGAAAAUAUGCUGGAGGAAGAAGUGGACAGUCUUUGUAGAAAACCCGAUGAAACCUUGCUACAGCUGGAACAGGUUGAAGGGGAAAAGGCAAAUCUGAACUAUGAGCUCACUCAGCUGAAGAGCUAUCAAAGGUGGAUGAAGAGUGCAGGUGCAAAACAGAUUGAGAAACUGGUAGACAAGUCAAGGUUUUAUGGAGACAGAACAUGCAUUGGACAUAUAACACUAGAAAGUAGUAAAACUGUAACACCCUAAUCCGUCCAGGUCUGCAUCCCCUUUCGGACUAAAGUAUUAACUUGGUAAUCGUAAAAAUUUAAAACAUUUCAAACAUUUUUAUUUAUAAAUAAUAAUAUUCCAUACAUAAUUGUAGAAAAUACGGAGUGUUUAAUAAUAAUAAUGCGGAAGCGACUUU